Messenger RNA from Trichoplax adhaerens, 1173 nucleotides. RefSeq lists its product as uncharacterized. Gene Ontology annotation, molecular function: protein kinase activity; ATP binding. The record is from RefSeq and is a predicted model, not a curated record. Gene Ontology annotation, cellular component: plasma membrane. Gene Ontology annotation, biological process: protein phosphorylation. NCBI's taxonomy places the organism in Eukaryota, Metazoa, Placozoa, Uniplacotomia, Trichoplacea, Trichoplacidae. The coding region runs from base 1 to 1173 and encodes 390 amino acids. The transcript is spliced from 11 exons.
AUGGUGAGCUCAGUAGUUGCAGUACUAAGUAAGCCUGAAAAAAGGCGAGAGAGUCAAGCAGAAGAAGUAAUGUUGCUUCGUCCAAGAAGUGCAAGUAGAAGUUCUAGUGUUGAUACGUUGAAUGAAAUAGAUGAUUAUCCACCUCAGACGGAAAUUACUCUAGUUUAUAAUAAAGUAGGCAAGAAACAAUGUGACGGCCAUUAUAGCCAAAAUUUGAUCAUACGCUACGAUGGGAAAGCCUUUGUUUAUAAAGUGUGGAAUUUUCGUCUAGAUGAUUGCAAAGAGACGAGAACAGCCGUUAGGAAGCUGAUUAGGCUAAAACAUGAUAAUAUUUUAAAAUCCUAUCGGUACUAUCGCUAUCCUGGAGGCGUAUUGGAGUGUUAUUUCGAACAUACUUUAAGAGAUCAUAUUAAGGCUCAGCAAUCAAAAAAAAUCUUCCUAAAUUCACAACAACGCUAUCAAGUUCUUACCGAUAUAUUAAAUGGCUUGGAAUAUUUACAUGAUCAUGGUAUUGUUCAUGAAAACUUAACCACAAAGAAUAUUUUGAUUACGAACACUGGAGAAGCCAAAUUAAGCGAUUUUGGAUAUGUUAGCUUAUUUCAAACGAAGUUAGCACUAUCCAAGAAAGCAUUAUAUCACCAUCAUAAAAUUGCUUAUAUGUGCCAGGAUGCUCUAAAUGGCCACGUUGGCAAGAAAAAUGAUAUUUAUAGCUUUGCAAUUGUUGCCACCGAAGUUAUAUCAGGAAAGCAAGCUUACGAUGCCUUUAGGAUCCCCCAAUAUCUGCGUGAUUGGCUAGCUAACGAAAAAUACUGGAAAUAUCUGAACGAUAAACGUCUUGGCUCACGUCAUCAGGAGAAAAAGUUGUUUUCCACUUCUAUUUCUGGCAAAACUUUUCGGGUUGAAUUGCUAGAAAUUUGUAAUAAAUGUUGCAGUGAACAUGCUACGAAUAGGCCUUCGCUGGUGGAAGUAUUUGUGAGAACUUCAUCUAAGUUGAAACACACUCUUAAAUCUAGCUGCCAAUGUGAGAUCAAUAGGGCGACGGAAAUUAUUGAGGUUAAGACCGGUUUUGCUUUACUCAAGAUGAAGUAUACCAAAGGCAAGCAACCUUUGGUACUUUAUGAGAAAUGGGAAGGGAUGAGAACUAAACUAAAUCACAUCCUAGGACGACAAUGA